Messenger RNA from Chiroxiphia lanceolata (lance-tailed manakin), 913 nucleotides. RefSeq lists its product as uncharacterized. The transcript is spliced from 4 exons. The coding region runs from base 1 to 783 and encodes 260 amino acids. Lineage: Eukaryota; Metazoa; Chordata; Aves; Passeriformes; Pipridae. The record is from RefSeq and is a predicted model, not a curated record.
AUGGGGGACCACAAGGUCAUCCAGGUCAUAGUCCUGGUCCUGGGUCCUGGGACCAAAGACCAGGUCAUAAUCCUGGUCUUUGGUCCUGAUUCUGGUCCUAGGUCCUGGUCCUGGGUCCUGGUCUUUGGUCCUGGUUCGGUCCUGGUCUCAAGUCUUGGUCCCGAUUCUGGUCCUGGGUCCUGGUCCCAGGUCCUGAUCCUGGUCCCGGGUCCUGGUCCCAGGUCUUGGUUCUAUGUCCUGGUCUCAGGUCCUGCUCCUGCUGCCAAGUCCUUGUCCCAGGUCCUGGUUCUGGUCCCGGAUCCUGGUCAUGAUCCUGGUCCCGAGUCCUUGUCCCAGAUCCUGCUCCUGGUUCUGGUCCCAGAUCCUGAUCCUGGUCCCAAGUCCUUGUCCCAGAUCCUGGUCCUGGUUCUGAUCCCAGAUCCUGGUCCCAGGCCCCAAGUGGCAGGGUGGGGGUCCCAUCCCACAGAAUCAGGGUGGGGGUCCCAUCCCACAGGAUCAGGGUGGGGUCCCACCAUCCCUGUCCCCGUGUCCCCCCCAGGUGCUGAUCGGGGACGAGCCCGAGGCGGGCUGGAGAACCUUCUGGAAGUGACGGUGCCCGAGGAGGUGGAGCAGCAGCUGCAGCGCCUGGACCGGGAGGAGGAGGAGGAGUGGAGGAAGAGCAGGGAGCAGCAGGAGGAGGAGGAGGAGUGGAGGAAGAGCAGGGAGCAGCAGGAGGGACGGGGGGCACGGGAUUGUCCCCAGCAGCUGUCCCGUGACAGGACACCGCGUGUCCCCUCGCAGUGACACGGCACGGGGUGUCCUGAGGGGACACUGUGGUGACACAAAGGAGCCCUGAUGGUGACAGGACGCCGUGUCCUGAGGGGACACUGUGGUGACACAAAGCUCGACCCCAAGAAGCCCUUACGGUGACACG